Messenger RNA from Danio rerio (zebrafish), 411 nucleotides. It is a transcript of the gene sid1, whose product is annotated as secreted immunoglobulin domain 1. The record is from RefSeq and is marked provisional. Lineage: Eukaryota; Metazoa; Chordata; Actinopteri; Cypriniformes; Danionidae.
AUGGAUCUUCAAACAAGCUACAACAAAAAGCUGCUUUCACUUCUGUAUCUUACACUGCACAGCUUAAUAUGGAGGACUUCACUGACCAUCUCUGUACAGCAGGGGCAAAAUGUUACACUGAGCUGCCCACUGAUGCCCAACAGCAGCGAGGGGGUUUUGAGCUGGUAUAAACAGACUGCUGGACAGGGGUUACGAAUAAUCCUCUCCUACAACAUCACCAACACUUCAAAUGUUCGCUAUGGCAUGGGAAUGGACCAGAGCAGAUAUGCCAUCUUAACCAGCGAAGGCUUAAACCCAAGUCACUUUCUGCAAAUCAUCACAACUUUGAGGAAUGACACUGGUACCUAUUACUGUGGAUUUUCAGACAAACAACAGAUGCAUAUGUUGGACAAAAAGAAUGUAGAUGCUUAA